AUGGACCUGCCUCUUAGAGCCCCAACAAAGAUGACAGUGCAAGAUGUUCCUGGUGCCUUUCCUACAGUGGAUGUCCCAGACCAUGCCCAUUAUACAAUUGGAGUAGUCAUUCUUAUAGUGGGGAUCACAGGAACUCUGGGUAAUUUCCUGGUCAUCUAUGCUUUCUGCAGGAGCAGGAGCCUUCAGACUCCAGCCAACAUAUUCAUCGUCAAUCUAGCUGUUAGUGACUUCCUGAUGUCCAUUACGCAGUCUCCAGUUUUUUUCACCAACAGCCUCCACAAACGCUGGAUUUUUGGUGAGAAAGGCUGUGAGCUGUAUGCCUUCUGCGGAGCUCUUUUUGGCAUUACAUCUAUGAUCACUUUGAUGGUGAUUGCCUUGGACAGAUAUUUUGUCAUCACAAAACCUCUGGCUUCUGUUGGAGUGAUGUCUAAGAAGAAGGCCUUAAUAAUCCUGGUAGGAGUCUGGCUGUACUCUUUGGCUUGGAGCCUCCCGCCCUUCUUUGGAUGGAGUGCAUAUGUUCCCGAGGGUCUGCUGACUUCCUGUUCCUGGGACUACAUGACUUUCACACCAUCAGUCCGCGCCUACACGAUGCUGCUUUUCUGCUUCGUCUUUUUUAUUCCUUUGACUGCUAUCAUAUACAGCUAUGUCUUUAUAUUUGAGGCUAUCAAGAAGGCCAACAAGUCUAUUCAGACAUUUGGAUGUAAACAUGGAAAUAAAGAGUUCCAGAAACAGUAUCAGAGGAUGAAAAAUGAGUGGAAGAUGGCCAAAAUUGCACUGAUUGUCAUCUUGCUUUAUGUCAUUUCCUGGUCACCAUACUCUGUUGUUGCUCUGGUAGCUUUUGCUGGGUAUUCCCACGUCCUAACACCCUUCAUGAACUCCAUACCAGCUGUGAUUGCCAAAGCUUCUGUCAUCCAUAACCCCAUCAUUUAUGCCAUCGCUCACCCCAAAUACAGAACAGCCAUUGCAACAUAUGUUCCUUGCCUUGGAUCCCUGCUGAGAGUUUCUCCUAAAGACUCGCGGUCUUUCAGCAGUUAUCCCUCCUCCAGACGAGCGACCGUAACCAGCCAGUCUUCUGAGAUAAGUGGGCUGCAGAAAGGAAAAAGGCAACUGUCUUCUCUCUCUGACAGUGAAUCAGGCUGUACUGACACAGAAACUGAUACCCCCAGUAUGUUCUCCAGACUUGCUAGCAGACACAUUUCCUAUGAAACGGGUAAAGACACAACUCAAACUAGUGACAUGAGAGCCAAACCUAAACUGAAGAGACAUGAUUCUGGGAUCUGUGAGAAGACAGCUGUAGAUGCUGAUGACAUAUCCAUGGUGGAACUGAAUGUCACAGAGUGCACUGCUACACCUACUCAAACAUCUAAAAAAUGCAACUUGGAGAAAAUCAAGAGAGGUGAGAGCCUGAAUGGUAUUGGACAAAGAAAAGGAGAGUCUCACCACGGACCAUCUGCAGCCCAGAUACCCAGCAUUACAAUAACAUACAGCAAUGUCCAAGGAGUAGAGCUGCCUUCUGGAUACAAGUCUGGUUUCCUGUACCCUAAGAUCAACAGCCACAAGCAGAACAAGAAGUCCAACACCUAA
Gymnogyps californianus (California condor) is the source of this 1584-nucleotide messenger RNA. It is a transcript of the gene OPN4, whose product is annotated as opsin 4. The coding region runs from base 1 to 1584 and encodes 527 amino acids. NCBI's taxonomy places the organism in Eukaryota, Metazoa, Chordata, Aves, Accipitriformes, Cathartidae. Gene Ontology annotation, cellular component: membrane. Gene Ontology annotation, molecular function: G protein-coupled receptor activity. The record is from RefSeq and is a predicted model, not a curated record. The transcript has 12 exons. Gene Ontology annotation, biological process: G protein-coupled receptor signaling pathway; visual perception.